This is a messenger RNA of Ananas comosus (pineapple), 411 nucleotides long. RefSeq names its product spidroin-1-like. The transcript has 2 exons. Lineage: Eukaryota; Viridiplantae; Streptophyta; Magnoliopsida; Poales; Bromeliaceae. The record is from RefSeq and is a predicted model, not a curated record. The coding region runs from base 1 to 411 and encodes 136 amino acids.
AUGGCGGCCACGGCGGCGGCCGGGGCCGGUCGGGGACGGCGGAGGAGUGUUGCCCGGGGUUGGCAGGAGGCGGCACGGAUGGCUCCGGGCGGUGGCGGCGCGAGGAAGAAGCCCCAAGGUCCGCUCGGCCCGAGCAGACCUGGGCUGCCACAGGCUGGCCGAGGCGGUGACGGCGGCUCGCUGGCGCGGCGGCGACCGGCGAGGAGGGUCGCCGAGGGUACGGGGACGGCGGAGGGAGCGGGCUCAGGCGGCGGCGGCGCGCUGGAGAUGUCACACGUUGGCCUCGGCCCGAGCUCGGUCUGGCAGCUGCCGCUGGCAGCAACGGCGCGAGGAGGCGGCGGCGGUCGACGGGGAGGCUCGCCGAAGCACGGGGCGACGCCGGUGAAGGGCCGGGAGUUCAUUUUCUUCUAA